Caenorhabditis elegans is the source of this 5644-nucleotide messenger RNA. It is a transcript of the gene ced-5, whose product is annotated as Dedicator of cytokinesis protein 1. The record is from RefSeq and is marked reviewed. Lineage: Eukaryota; Metazoa; Nematoda; Chromadorea; Rhabditida; Rhabditidae. The coding region runs from base 16 to 5361 and encodes 1781 amino acids. The transcript is spliced from 19 exons.
AUAAAUGAGUUCGUAAUGGCAACGACGGGUUUCUAUUAUGCAAUCGUUCAAUACACAUUUGAGGAUCCGCUUCCAUCUUGUGAUGCUCCACGAUUAGAACUUUUUAUUGGCGAUCGAAUAUGUGUUUACGGGCAGCACGGAGAGUGGGGAUAUGGUCGAAAAUUUGACGAGAAAAAUGGAAAAUGUGGGAUUUUUCCACUUGCCUAUGUACAAAUCGUUCAAAAGUCCAUGUUCGUAUCGACAAGUGACGGAUAUCUCGUUGUGGAUGAAAUUUCCAGAGUUAUUAAUGAAUGGUGGACCAAAAUUAAAGAAUUGAUGGUGGAAACGACAAGGAUUGGAUCAUUCGAAGACUUGAUGGAUAGUUUUAAUGAACUACUAAUAAUAAAAACUAAAAUCGAAAGUGGUGGGAUUCCAAUUGAAGAGUUGAGCAAACUCCGAUUGCGCGUUUCAAAACUGGUAGACCGUGGAAAUACAAUUCUUGGCCAAGAUGUAGUGAUUCGCAAUGAAGAGGGUGUUCCGCUUGACGUUGAAUCACUUUCACUUCUUAGAACAUAUGAAGCACACAUUUCUUCGAAAGGAAGGGUCGGAUCAUUGAUGCGGGAGAAACCUGAAAAUGUUACAAUCAACGAUAGUUUCUCAUUGCUGCUCUCCAUUAAAUCUGUCGAACUCCAUUGUAAAUAUUCCUGUGAAAUAAGCAUAUCACUAUAUGAUCUGGACAAGAAAAUGUUCACCACAGAUAGUUAUACAUUUCUCUGGAACAGCGGUAGUGGAAAACACACGGAUUUAAAUUUGAAAGCACUGUUCACUGAUUUUGCAAAAGAAGAUAUUCAGAAAAAGUAUUUGAUGGUAACUCGAGUUGUUCAUGUAUCACCGAUUGAAUCUUCUAAUGCUACGAUGAGAAAGCAUGGACAUCACGAAGCAACUAUACCAAAGACAUUUUAUUGUAGGCAAUCGUACGCCUCGGACAUCAUGGAAAUGUCAAGCAUCUUUCUUGCUGGUGUUGGCCACGAAGCAAAAGAACGUGUAAUUUUCCUGAAUCGAGAACCAGAACUUCCAUUAUCUCUAAAAGCAUAUCACGCUACAAAUCGUAUACCGAAGAAUUUAAGCAACGAUAUGGAAACAAAACUAUUGAUAAGUACCCAAUUAGUUCCUGGAAAUGUUUCUCAAAUCAAGGCAAGACACCCACAUUUGUUCAGUAGAUGUCCAGCGGCGAUUCUACGAAGAGCUGAUAGAACAGCAGUUUCAAUUGAAGAUAGUCGAAAUGAGAUGUAUAUUACUUUAAUGCAGGCUGAAUUAUCUGGAAAAUCAUCUGAUCGUAACAUUGAGGCACGUCUUCAUGUCGUGGAAUCAAAUGGACAUGUUAUGGAAAAUGUUUUUGAGACUAUUUCGGUUACUGGUUCGCAACUUAGCACUGUCUACAAGAGUAUUGUAGUUUAUCAUACUGACAAACCAAUGUGGACGGAACCAAUAAAAAUUGCUCUUCCCUCAUGUGCUUCUCAUGAUGUAUACCUUCGGAUCUUAUUUUAUUCGAAGAAAGCAUAUGACAAACCAAAACCAGAAAAAGGACCAUUUGCAAUUGCACAUGUUCAACUCAUUCGAAGUAGUGCUCUACUCUGUGAUGGUGAACAUGACUUGGCUGUCUACAAAAUUGAUAAUCCAGGAUCUCACUUUGAUGAAUCAAAUGUACAUUAUAUGAACUUACCUGAUACCAGAAGAACACUCAAAGAAUCAAUUGGAAGCGCGAAACCUCAUUCACAGGGUUUUAGUUUGAGUGAUAAAAGUUUUGUGAUGAUAUCCACUCAUUCAUGUUCUUCAAUGUUAACUCAAAAUGAGCAUUUGUUGAAUGUGUUGAGAUGGCGUGUAAAUUGUGUCAACCUUACAUCUUCAUUGGUGGCUCUUGCUCAACCAAUUGGAGAUACGGAACACGAAAUGAUUCGAUUCUUCUCACAUUUAUUGGAUGCACUCUUUGAAAUUUGGCAUGAUCGUGAGACUUCGGAGAAAGUCGUUUUUGAUGUUAUCGUGGCGGUUUUAAGAAUUUGUGAGGAGCCACGACACUACCCACAGGCUGCAAAAAUAUUCGAAGUGUAUCUGAAACGAUUUUCAUUUACUUCAGCGGCACUAAAAAUUCUAAAGUGUCUCAAUCACUAUGUCAUCUCGGAUUCAGAAGAUUCAAAUGAGAAAGCGAGAAAUGCAUUCAAAGUUAUGGGUCCUCUCUUCAAAUUAGUUGUCGUGUCGAAGAAAUGUGGAAUAAAAUUCGAAGAGUUCGACGAUUUCGAAAAGACUUAUAAGCAAUAUCUUCGAGAAUUUAUGAAAUCACUCGUAGCUCUCAUGUCAGAAAAGAAAGCAAAAAUGACUGUUCAGAAUACAGCUCUUAAAAGUAUUCCGACGAUAAUUGAUUUGCUCAAUGAAAGCGAUUCGGUAUCUCCAGAGAAUCUUUGUGGAUUUAUUGUUGAUUUGAUGAAUAAUUUUGGAUCAAAUAUUGUUACUCGUGAGCGGCUCAAUUUUAUUGCACAGAUUGUGGAAACUCGGUUCUUUUCGCUUUCAAUCUGCCGAGAACAACUUCUGAUUCCAUGUCUUCAAAUCGCUCUUGACAUAAUACAAAUCGACAAUAUGGCAACCGAAAAAGGAGAAUUUGCAGAUCGUGCCGCUGAGUGUGCCAGUAUUAUUGCUGCUAUUCUGGAGAGACUAUUCGCUGACGCGAAAAGUGGUGAAGGUAACGCUGAGAGAGAAUUGACAUCAUUCAUUUUAAUGGUUUAUCGUCCACUUGUUCAAGCAAUGAUUCGAGUAAUCCACGACGACAAGCACACUGAUGAUGAUGCUCGUGGUCACUUUUUCUCUGUAAUAUUGGCAUUAUUAGACAAAAUGUCCGCCCAAAUGUUUAGUGAAUAUGUGGAAGAGCGAUCAUCGGAUAUUGAUAAACGUGAUUUUCUCAUGGAAAUGGUUCAAAUGAUUCGAGAUUUACUCAAUCGAAAUGCCUUCCCAUCUACUUGGAAAGAUAUGAUAAUGUUGCAGAAUAAAGUGAUCCACAAAUCAUUACGAUUCGUCAUGUCGGCAGUUCAAACAUUCUUCUCCAAUGACAAAUUCUGCGUUGAGAUGUGGAGAGAAUAUAUGGUAACAGUAGUUUCAUUUGUAACACAAGAAGGACUCAAUUCUAAACAUGAAUGGAUGAAAAAUGAAGAUGAAGACAUGAGGAUUCAAUUAAGAAAAGCUGCAGCAAAAGAUCUUCGGAGCAUGUGGUUCCGAUUGACACCCUCUCAGAAAUUGAACUACAUUCCGAGUAUGAUUGGAUCAUUCCUCAAAGUAUCACUAGUAGAUGAUGAUGAAACUCGUGAAGCCACUAUUCCAAUAUUUUUCGAUAUGAUGCAGACUGAAUACAACACGAGUGCCAGUAGAUCUUUCACGGAAUUCGCUUCUGAACUUGUAUCACAGCUUGAUACAAAUGUUGAUCAACAUAGUGCGACAAAAGGAUUCAAAGAGCAUUUUCGUCAAUUAUCAAUUACUCUGUGUCAAUCCGAUAAAGAAUUAAUGGCGAAUGGUGGAGAAGAAUUGAUUGAACGAAUUGAUCGUUUAUUAACUGCUCUCAUUGAAUAUCAUGAAGUCGCAUCGAAAAGUCUCGUGGAAUGUGUGGAUAGUCUUAUGAGUAGAACUGUUCAGUUGAUGAGAUACUAUAAUCAAUAUUCUCAUAAGGAAUUGUAUGUCAAAUACAUCUACAAGCUAUAUGAUCUACACACAUCGUAUGGAAAUAAGAUUGAAGCUGCCAAAACUUUACUUCGACAUGCCACAAUGCUUACGUUUGACGAUGAUGCUCUUCCACAAUGGCUCAUUGCUCGAUCUCUUAACAGACAUCGUGAGCUGCAUCGUCAAUUAAAAGAAGAUUUAAUGGAAGAAGCUGGUAAUUUAUUUUCAAAAGGAGAAGAUUGGGAGGACGCACUGAUUGUUUACAAUCAACUUGUUCCAGUAUAUCAGAAUAUCAUUAUGGACUACGAUAAAUUGGCAGGAUUAUUGCAAAAAAUUGCCCAGUUGUAUACAAGCAUCAGUCGGACGGAACGUGCAUAUUUCUAUUACUACCUGGUGGCCUUCUACGGACAAGGAUUCCCUGCUUAUUUGAACGGGCACAAGUUUGUGUUCCGAAGUGAAAAACUCGAAAUGCACGGAGAAUUCAUGCAGCGAAUCAUGAAGAUGUACGAUAAUCCGGAAAAGAUCAUGAAAACAGAUCCUUGUCCUCACCUUGUCGACUCCCCCGGCCGUUACAUUCAAGUUUUCAAUAUUGAUCCAAUCGGUACCGGAUGCUCAUUUGAAAAUAAUCCUGAAGUGAAACCGGUUAUCAAAAAAUAUUUCAGAUAUUAUAAUAUUCAAACAUUUGAAUAUUCAAAAGUUGAAGAAAGAAAAGAUACAAAGUGGACAAGUAUAGAUCCUUCAUCUGAAUUCAUGAGGAAUUGGCUUGUUCGACGGAGAAUCAAGACUGCUGACAGUCUGCCAACUGAUUUACGAUUCACGGAAAUCGUCGAGCUAUCCGACCCAAUUUAUGUAACUCCAUUACAAAAUGCAGUUGAACAAAUGAGAAAAAAGAAUAAAGAACUCAAUGAAACGGCUGCCAGUGCUGAGAGCAAUCCUAAUUUCGAUUUGAAACUUCUGAGCAGAGAUAUUCUUGGAGUCGUCAGUGCAGCUGUGAUGGGUGGAGUCAAAAAUUACGAAGUAUUCUUCACGGAAGCGUGUAGAAAUAUAUGCGAGUGCGGUGAGCAGUCUGUGAUCAUGGAAUUGAGCUCGUUGAUAAUCGAACAAGUUGAAAUUUUGGAAUAUUGCUGUUAUGUUCAUGCUAGUCGUUGUCAAGGAGAAGCAAGAGCAAUUAAUACAAUGUUGGCAGAUUCAUUUGACAGUCAUCGUAGAUAUGUUGAGGAAAACUUUGGAAAAACAAGAUCCAGGUUGCCAACACAUGCUAAUAUUCGACUAUCAUCGUUUGAUUCGGAUUCGAUCAAUGAUGGAAUGAUGACAAUGAAGUCAGGAAAAGCUGCAGUACUUGGAAACGCUGUGGCUAACCUAAUUUAUUCGAACAAACGAUCUAGUGGACCUGGAACUCCUGUCAACUUGUCAAGUCGUUCAGCCCCUUCAUUCGAUAACAUUUCAUCUAAACUUCGGAGUUCUCUGGCAAUUUCCAAGCUUGCACCCCCACCGCGACCUCCAAAUCCCAUAUCUCCAAUUAACCGUGGACCAUCUUCAAAUUAUGAAGGAAUCCGUAUGAGAGCUCAUUCACAUCAGGCUUCAACAGUCUCUCUUAAUCAUAUGUCAGUUGCUCCACCACUUCCACCUCGUCCAGAUCGUCCUGAUAUGGAUCCAAAUCGAACAUUGAAGCGAAAAAAUUAAUUUUUGUUUUAAUUAAAUUUUGAAUAUCUUCACAAAUUUCCAGAGUCAUAAUCAAAAAACGCAUGAUAAUCUAAUUCUAAUUCAUUAAUUGCAUUUCUAUUUUAUCAUUUUCUCAAAAUUCCCUUUCCCCUGCUGGUUUUAUCUGUGCUCUUUUACUAGUCACUCACUCACUUCAAAAUGUUUUAAUUGUUUCCUUUUUCAAAAUUCUUUUCCUUCCUGUGAAUAUGUUACAAGUUAAUAGGAAUUAUUUUCAGAGCUUCAUUUUCCAUAUAAAGAAAUCUCC